Molecule: messenger RNA, 5052 nt
Organism: Lathyrus sativus (Indian pea)
Lineage: Eukaryota; Viridiplantae; Streptophyta; Magnoliopsida; Fabales; Fabaceae
Source: the annotation of a GenBank genome assembly
AUGACUGCCGUCAAGAUCGAAGAGUUCGAAGGAGACGUAGUUCCAACUACCGAUCACUUCUUCGUCAAGAUUGGAGAACCCGUUUCUUUGAACUCCGAUGACUCUAAUUUCGAUCUCCAAACUCCACCUUCUCAACCUCUCUCACUCUCCGAACGUUUUCUUCUCACUUUUGUUGCUCAUUCUUCCGGUUUUUAUGUUGUGAAGACGAAAGACCUUAUUGAUUCCGCUAAAGGAAGUGGCUCUUCGGUGGAAGAGUUGAGUCUUGUUGAUGUUCCUAUUGGUAGAGUUCGUAUAUUGGCUGUUUCUACUGACAAUUCAUUGCUCGCUACUGCUGUUGCUGGUGAUAUUAGGUUUUACUCUGUUGAUAGCUUUCUCAAUAAGGAAGUGAAGCUAUCCUUUUCCUGUUCACUCAGCGAUUCAGCCUUUGUCAAGGACAUGCGAUGGACAACAUCAUCAAAAAAUUCUUAUGUUGUUCUUUCAAAUACUGGGCAAUUAUACCGCGGCGAGGCUGGUUUUCCUCUUAAACAUGUGAUGGACAGUGUUGAAGCUGUUGAUUGGUGUGUAAAAGGGACACUAGUUGCCGUGGCUAGAAAAAAUGUUCUGAGCAUUUUAUCCACUAAGUUUGAAGAAAAGGUUUCAAUUCCACUACCCUUCAGAUCUUGGAUUAGCGACUCUGAGGCAAAUGUCAGUGUAAAAGUUGAUUCUGUCAAGUGUGUUCGACCGGACUCCAUUAUAGUUGGAUGCUUUCAACUUACUGAUGAUGGACAGGAGGAAAAUUAUCUUAUCCAAGUUAUUAGCAGCAAGCUUGGUGAAAUUUCUGAUGAUUGUUCUGAAUUAGUUGUCCAAUCAUUCUAUGAUAAUUACCCACUACUUGUUGAUGAUAUUGUAUCCCCUGGAAGUGGGCCCUACCUUUUAUUGGCUUAUUUAGAACAAUGCCAACUUGUGAUCAAUGCCAACAUGAAGAAUACAGAUAACCACAUUAGCUUGCUUGGUUGGUCAGAUGAUGGUGAUAAGGGUGAAGCAGCAAUUGUUGAUAAACUUGAAAUUGACCGAUCAAAGUGGAUUCCAAAAAUUGAGCUUCAAGCAAAUGAAGAUGAUAAUCUUCUCUUGGGAUUAUGUAUUGAUAAAGUUUCAAUAUAUCAAAAAGUUGGAAUUCAACUUGGUGCAAAUGAGGAAAAAACUGAGCUCUCACCUUAUUGUGUUCUUAUGUGUCUCACACUGGAUGGGAAACUUGUUUUGUUUCAUGUUGCCAGUCUUGCAGGAAGUAAAGUUUCACCUGAGGUUGAUUCUACUGAGCAUGAUGAGAAAGAUGCUCCUGUAAAGCUACCUGUUGAUGAAAGCUCCACCUUUUCUCAUGGAUUGCAAAAAAAGGAACACGAAUUGGGUCAGGAUGUUGAGGUUAGGCCUUUUGCUAAAGAUUAUACCGAGUACCCUGAAGUGGGAUCAGCAACAAGUGUACAGUCUUUGAAGUCUGAUGUGCUGCAAAUGGUUCCAAGUGUAGAUGUGAAGCAAGUUAAUGAUAAUCACGAUAAUAGUUCACGAGACUCGCAAAGAGCUUCUCAUCUAGUGCCUGGUGGAACAUUUUUAUUCUCCAAAAACUCUAACGUGACUUCAGUUUCUGGUUCAAGUUAUGUUGUUGGUAGUGGUUAUCAAAGUAAAAAAUAUACCACGGGUGCUACAAAUGCCAACACUCCCAACGUUCCUGGUAGCAUAGGUGGAAAGCCUUUUUUUGUAAAGGAUGCAAAUGUUGAAUCUCCUGCUACCUCUGCAAAUUUUCCUGGUAGCACUGGUGGAAAGCCUUUUCAUGUAAAGGAUGUGAAUGUUGAAUCUCCUGGCGUCUACUCUGCCAGUAGGCCUGUUCAGAGUGGUGGACAACUAACUUCCGUAGGAGCAGAAAGUUCACAUUUGUCAUUACUCGGAAAUUCUACGACUGGAAAGUCAUCUAUACGAAAGUUUCAUCCUUCUGAUGAGCAGCAUGUAAAUUCAUCCAAGCCUGGGAUUUCAAGUUCUGAUUUGUCAAAGCAGUUUGGCAAUAUUAAUGAGAUGACCAAAGAACUGGAUCUGCUUUUAAAGUCGGUAGAAGAGGCUGGAGGCUUUAGAGAUGCUUGCACCAGGUCACUACAAAGUUCAAUUGAGGAAGUGGAGCACAACAUGGACACUCUAUCUAAACAAUGCAAAAUACGGAUGGGCCAAGUGGAUCAACAUCUUGAGGAGGUUCAUUAUCUUCUUAACAAGACAAUACAAGUUGUGGCAAGAAAAGUAUACUUGGAAGACAUAUAUAAGCAAGCCUGUGAUAGCCGAUAUUGGGACCUAUGGAAUAGACAAAAGUUGAAUUCAGAACUAGAGCUAAAGCGACAGCAUAUACUGAGUCUGAAUCAGGAUUUAACUAAUCAGUUAGUUGAAUUGGAGAGACAUUUCAAUGCCCUUGAACUGAACAAAUUCAGUCAAUAUGGUGGGCAUCACAUUGGUCGCGGAGCUUCACAAAAUAGAUAUGGACCUUCAAGACACAUUCAGUCAUUGCAUAGUUUACAGAAUGCAAUCAGGUCGCAACUUGUAGCUGCAGAGAGUCUCUCUGAAUGCCUUUCAAAACAGAUGACUACAUUGAGUUUAAGGUCCCCAACUGAGGAGCAAAAGAAUGUGAAAGAGCUCUUUGAAACAAUAGGAAUUCCCUAUGACGCAUCUUUUGGCUCUCCAGAUACAAAAGUUCUUAUGAAGACUCCUUCUAGUAAGAAGCUCUUGUUUUCUGAUUUGACUAGCAGUAAAGAAAAAUCCAAGAGAAUUCAAGGCAGUUAUAUGAAGAGUUGUGAACCAGAAACGGCUAGGAGGAGGAGAGACUCACUUGACCAGAGUUGGACCUGUUCUGAACCUCCUAAAACUAUCAUCAAAAGGAUGCUGCUGCAAGACCUCCAGAAACCGAAGUGGAAAGAAUCACCAUUUUCAAAAGAAAAAAUUAAAGCGUCCAUGCCAGUGCAAUCUGCUCCUCAUCAAAUGAAUGCCAGAAUUCCCUCAGGCUUUCUGGAUUCCCAUUCAGCACUUAAAGAUAUGUCAGAACACUCAAAGGCAUUUAUGCAGGAUGGCGACCUCAAAGCACACUUUCGAGUUUCAGAUUCCAAGUCUCAUGUUUUGCAAAGAAGUAAUAUCUCUGCAGUUCCCCCACGUCCUGCAUUCCCCCUGUCACCUACAAUCGUGCAUGGUCAUGCUACAGAAUCGAGAGAAAAUGCUGCUGAAAAACUGAAUGUUAAAAAGUUUGAUUCAAGCUCAAAUAGUGAGAGCAAGCCUUUUUCACUCACGGAAAUGCCUCAAAAAUUCUCAAUAUCUACCCGUUUAACCACAGAAACACCAUCAUCUCUGUUUAAAUCGAGUGCAGUGCCCAUUACAAACAGUACAAUGACUACGGGUACAAGUUUCACGAUGGGAGACAAACUUUCAAGUGCAUUUACUCCCGAGUCUUGGAAAAAAAACAUUCCAUCCUCAGAGUCACACUCGUCCUCUAUUUCUGCAACUUCAAAUAUGGUUGGAAAAGUUUCCGGGUUCAAUUUUGAUAAAAGCUGGCCUGAAAAUAGUGUUCCAGCAGUGCCCAAGUUUAGUAGUUCUCGUGAUUCUCUAUCUCCUCCUACUAUUAAAACACCAUCGGUAUCUUCAGCAUCAUUAUCUGUCUCGUCUAUAUCUUUGCCUCCAGCCACAGUGUCAGCGACAUUAAGCAAUACUAUGACUAGUUCAAACUUCAGUAUAGAUUCUAAUCACAUGUCAACAUCUUCAGCAUCCAAUUCUCUUCACUUAUCUAAUCAGGUCCCUAAACAAACGUUGUCCCCGUUACCUAAUCCCCUUUCCUUGAACUCAACAUUGGAGUCUCAUAAAUCGGAGAUUCAACCAGCUGCUGUACCUGAUUUAAAGACUAAUUCAGAUGUUGCUGCAGAAGUGGCCACUCAGCUAAAUGAACCUCUAAAUGGUCAAUCUGAAAUGAAGUUUGUAUCUUCAAGAAACUUCAGUCCUACUAAUGAACAGCCUGCCAAGAAUAUAACUAGUUCUGAUAUCAAUAUUGCCUCAGUGUCUCAAUCAGAGCGGCCUUCAGAUGCACCUCUGCAACUUUCAACUUCUUUUCUUACUUCUGCUAGUGUUUCAAGUGGGAAAAAUGGGGGCUUGGAUUUUGGACUUUCUCAGGAAGAUGAGAUGGAGGAAGAAGCUCCUGAGACAAGUAACUCAACGGAACUUAGUUUGGGAAGCCUUAGCGGUUUUGGAAUUGGCUCAGCCCCUAACCCAUCAGUUCCUAAAUCAAAUCCAUUUGGGGGUUCAUUUAACAAUGUAUCAACAAGUUUAUCAAGCUCUACAAUUCCAUUAUCAGUUCCCAGUGGAGAGUUGUUUCGACCAGCAUCUUUUACAUUCCCAAGCACUCCAGCAUCUGCGCCAGCUCUGCCAACAAAUUCAGGUGCAUUUUCUGGGGGUUUUGGUGUUGGGGCAACUGUUCCUGCACAAGCUCCAAACUCAUUUGGGCAACCAGCACAAGUUGGAUCGGGGCAGCAGGUUCUUGGAUCAGUUCUUGGUUCUUUUGGACAAUCAAGGCAACUUGGCAGUGCUCUUCCUGGAAGUGGUUUUGCAUCUCCCCCUGGUUUUGGUGGUGGAUUUGCUGCUAGUAAUAAUACUGGUGGAUUUUCAAAUGCUGCUGUUGGUGGAGGGUUUGCUGGUAGAACAUCAGCAGGUGGAGGGUUUGCUGCCAUAGCAUCCACGGGUGGAGGCUUUGCAAGCGUUACAUCCACAGGUAGUGGAUUUGGUGGAUUUGCCAGUGCUGCUCCUGCUGGUGGUGGAUUUGCCGGUGCUGCUCCAGCUGGUGGUGGAUUUGCCGGUGCUGCUCCAGCUGGUGGUGGAUUUGCCGGUGCUGCUCCCGCUGGUGGUGGUUUUGGAGCUGCUGCUACUUCAACGGGUGGAUUUGCAGGAGCCGGUUCUGGUGGUGGUGGGUUCGGGGCAUUUAACGGCCAAGGAAGUGGUGGUUUUUCUGCUUUUAGUAAUGCUGGAGGUAACAAACCACCUGAGUUGUUCACGCAGAUGAGAAAGUAG